AUUGUUGGAUGUGGCAGCAGAGGCUGCUUCAGGUGCGCAGUUGCCCUUUGAAAUUGUCAUAGCAACGGACACACAACAAAUGUAAAGUUAAGCAUUUUUUAAGUUGUACGUUUUGGGUCGCGUUUCUCGCGUUUGCCAAUUUUCGAAAAGAAACAUUCCAAAUUCGAAGUGCACAGACAUAAAAUGGAUAUGGAUAACGCAAGCUGGGCGAUGGAUCAGCUGCGUGCCGCCACAGAAGAGAAUGACGGAAUGUUUACAUCGCCAUCGGAUACACACACAGAUGUCAGCAGCAGCAGUAGAAGCGCCAAUCCCAAUUCAGUAACAGUAACGACUCCAUACGUCUCCCAGUUCCGCAUCGAUGGGCAGCCCAUUUUGCCGCCGCUGAUGACGGCGGAAAGGCGGCGCCAGAUGCAGCUGCUAAGACAGCGAGCACUAGAACUAGAGGCCAAGUACAAGCAGUCGAAUGCCGUCAGAUCAACAACAAUCUUGGACGAGACCAGAGUUAUAGAUUCGGACAGCAGCAGUGGCUCCAACAGCAACAGCAGCAGCAACGACGCCAACAGUAGUACCAUGAGCACUAUACAAAGAUUCCCACAGCUGCAGCAAACGCAGACGUUCAUCUAUGACAGCACACGUCAGCAGUCGCCUCACAGCUCGCCACGAAAUCGUCCCCAGACCCUGAAUGUGGCCAAUAAUGUUAUACCUACCAUCUGUGUGAAUCCACCAACGCCGCUGCGUGGUGAUAAUCAACCGCCAAAGCCUCCUCCAUCACCAUCUCCGCCGAAAGUGCAAUACAGUCGAAUGCUAGGCACACCACGUCGCAAGCUUAACAACAUCACCAGCCGCAUAAUGCAGUUUGAGCUGACUGGGAAGGGAGAGCAGCUGCAACUGGAGCCGCAGCCCAUGCAAUUGCUCUGGCAGAACAAGGAGCUGUCUGCUGUUGACAAGCGAAUGUUGCGUUCAAGUACGAGUCCAUCGUUAAAUGCUGGUCAAACGAAUGGCAUGCAAAUGCAGCGUUCCCGCUCGUUUACGCUGGAGGAGCCAUCGCCGGCUCUGGUGGAGCACAUGAAGCGAGAAGGCAGUAAAGCGCCCAUACCCCCGCCACUGUUCCCGCCGGCAGUGGGAACCGCAGCAAUUACUUCUGGUGUGGCACAAACUUCGCCGCGAUGCCGUUUUGUGUUGCCAGCUGGCAGCGUGUCGUGCUGCUCCUCGGCGCAGAGUCUGGCGCACUUACGACGCGACACAGUCGAGUCUAAGGCCAAACAAGUGCAGCGGAGUGUCAGCAGCAGCUGUGUGGACUUGGGCAACAGGUCAACAUCAUCGGCUGGUAGACGAUGUGGUGGCCACACUAGAAACCUACAGAAUCAACAGCAGCAGCUUAAGCAACUGUUGCAGCGUGCCCUGCAUGAAGCAGAUGAUGUGCUGGACGAACAGGAUCAAGAAGAGAGGAAACAAUUGACGUUGGCCAAGCGACAGAUGUUGAAAGAUAUCAAGUCGGCGCAUCGCGAUCGCUUCCAGCAACUGAUGCAGUAUCAACACGAGGAGCAGCGACGCAUGCAGGCGGAAUUUGAUCGCCAGCAGAAGUUUCUCAUCGAACAGAUCUGUGCGGAUAUCAAUGUGUCCGCCUAUGCGCCGCUCUCCACCGAGCUCAGUCCGAGCGGCAUCUCGGAAUACACGAGCACCGAUGAUUUGCCAACACCGUCACGUUCCUCACAAAACGAUACCUUAACAUUAUCGAGCAAAGACUCUGCUUUGUGCACGGCACGCAAGCGUCUCUUCGAUGUGGACAAUGAAUCUGAUGCGCCUUCAGAGCUGCUGCCCAUUGAUAGCGCCACCAGUUCACCCAAGUCAAUAACAAAUAACAGCAGCAACAGCAACAACAACAGCAGCAACAACAACACAAAUGCCAAAGCUAAAAUUAAAAAGCCUAUACAACGCAGUCAUUCCAAGGCGCCCGCAGCCAGAAAGGUGACCAGUCCCGUGUUGCCGUCUAAAACGCCGCCAGCAAGAAGAGCCACCAAUAAGACAACAACGACAAUCACUAAAGGUAAACCACAGCAGCCAUCUCUGUCCAAGACACGUCGAUCUGCCUCGCCCAGUCGUCAGUCACUGUUAGCGUUGGAGUCGCAGUCGGAGCUUGAGACACAUCGUCGUCACGAAGCCGCAACGCUUAUUAAUGCCGUCACCCGUGGCUUCCUGGUGCGUCGCCUGUUUCGGACAGAGCAAGUGCAGCGUAUUGUCCAAACCAUACGCGAUACGCUCAUCUUUGUGCUCAAUCUACAUCUGGAGACGUAUGGCAACAAACUAGAUCAGGAGGAGCCGGCCAACAUACGCCUUAAGGCACGCCUUUUGCAGCAGCUCUGCUCUGCUAGCCGCACUCUGCAUCUGAUCUUCUUUCAAACGAGCAUUAAGGAACGCAUGGAGAUAAUCGCGCGGGAUCGCAAACGGAUUAACACGAAACUCAUUGCAGGGCAUCUCAAGCAACGCCAAUAAUAAUUCCUAUGAAUCGAAUCAUUCUUAACACGCAUUGCCAAUCCCUUCCAAGUUAACUCUACUCAUUCAACUACAAAUAAAAGACUAUAUAUUUUAUAAUUCUUCAUAGA
Molecule: messenger RNA, 2603 nt
Organism: Drosophila innubila
Lineage: Eukaryota; Metazoa; Arthropoda; Insecta; Diptera; Drosophilidae
Gene: Cp110
Exons: 5
Coding region: 184-2493 (769 amino acids)
Biological process (GO): centrosome duplication; regulation of cytokinesis; centriole replication
Cellular component (GO): centriole
Molecular function (GO): protein binding
Source: RefSeq, a predicted model, not a curated record